AUGUUGUCCUCUGACUCAAUCGAACUGCAAAGCUGGGAGGAAAUCUACAAGGAAGAGUGCCUUAGUUUCAAGGCCAGUCUGGAGACCCAAGCUCAGAUACUAAGAAACGACCCGGAAAGCCAAGGAGUGGAUCGUAUCAAGGAUGUUCGCAAAGAGCUAAUCUCACUUUCCCACCAGGCAGAGCGAAUUAAAGAGGCUGCAUUUGAGAUGGUCGAGCAGACCCCCGAUAGUGUGUAUGUCCGCAAUGCAAUGCCUGAGUGGCUCUCCACCCGAUUCGGAGGUCCGUAUCUAGAACAGGUGUGUAUUAGCAUGGAGUACAGCUUGGACCGACUGGCAUUCGAACUUAGAUUUGACCCGUCAAUGGACCUUUUGGUUGCCGGACACCUCGAGCAAAUGACCGAUGAUAUUGAAAUGGACUUUCUUUAG
Messenger RNA from Penicillium expansum, 426 nucleotides. RefSeq lists its product as uncharacterized. The record is from RefSeq and is a predicted model, not a curated record. The coding region runs from base 1 to 426 and encodes 141 amino acids. The transcript has a single exon. Lineage: Eukaryota; Fungi; Ascomycota; Eurotiomycetes; Eurotiales; Aspergillaceae.